This is a messenger RNA of Adineta steineri, 879 nucleotides long. Lineage: Eukaryota; Metazoa; Rotifera; Eurotatoria; Adinetida; Adinetidae. The record is from the annotation of a GenBank genome assembly.
AUGAAAACAGCACGAAGUCGUGAUUCUACAUCUCUUAAUAUCAGUAUUGAUGAACCAAUAUGUCCCGUAUCAUUUCGACCACAUAUAACUGAACGUUUAACUGGACUUGAUCAUCCGAAAACUUCACUCGAUCAUGAAAUAUUACAUACACUCAGAGAAUCAUUUGAUGAUCGUUCAACACCAAUAAGUGGACCAGUAAGUUCUUCUAGUCUUGAUUAUGCACUAUGGUUAGAAGCUGGUAAACAUUCACAUAAAUCAACAUAUGCUAAAAGUCUUGAUGGUAAACCACCAAUUAAUUAUAAUAUAUGGAGAAAUUAUCAUCAUUAUUAUUCAAAUGUUAAAAAUAAAGUUUCACGUCGUUCAAGUGCUCAAACAAAAUAUAAUGAUCAUGCAGCAUAUAAAUAUCCAAUUUUAAUUCCAGCACCAUCACAACUUGGUGAAAAUCAUUUAAGAAAAUAUUUUGAAGCAAAUAAAAGAGAACUUUUUCAAAAUCAAUCUCAUUUUCGUAUGGCACUUAUUAAAGCAGAUAAUGAUGAAAGAUUAUUACGAUUGUUAAGUCUUAAAAGUCAGCAACGAAAUCCACCUAUGCCGUCAGAUAUUGAUGAACCUUCUCAAUCUUCGGAUAUCUCACCUGUUCGUAAAUCAACAGCAGUCUCAAUUUCUCGUAAUCGACAAUCUUCAAUACAAAUUUCUCCACAACCAGUACCACGAUAUCAAUAUGAUAGUCGAAAAAAAUUGGUUCUAGCAGAAAAUCAUCCAUUAAUGGAAAAAGUAAAAUUUGAACAAGAACUUAAAACAGCGAUUAAUUUUCAUCGAGAACUUAAACGUACAAAAGAAGGCAGUGAAAAAAGUUUAUAUGCUGAUCAUCGACCGGUUUAA